UCAGGGGAGAAAGUGCUGUGCUUCGAGCCUGACCCCACCAAGGCGCGAGUCCUUUACGAUGCCAAGAUUGUCGAUGUUAUUGUUGGAAAAGACGAAAAAGGCAGAAAGAUCCCAGAAUAUCUGAUCCAUUUUAAUGGUUGGAACAGAAGCUGGGAUAGAUGGGCAGCUGAAGAUCAUGUGCUUCGUGACACUGAUGAAAACCGGAGAUUACAACGCAAAUUGGCAAGAAAAGCUGUAGCUCGCCUACGAAAAGGAAGAAAGAAGAAGCGCUGCAGGUUGCCCGGUGUCGACUCUGUUUUAAAAAGCCUCCCUGUUGAUGAAAAAGAUGAAAAUGCUGAAAACUCCAUAAGCAGCUCCUCUGGUGGCAGCAGUGAGGAGACAGAUGAGGAAAUAACUGAAGAAAGUGAUACUGAAGAAAAGACCGACGCGAAAGAAGAGCCAGAGCUGCACACAAAAAGAGAAAUGGAAGAAAGGACAAUAAGCAUAGAAAUCCCGGAAGUUCUGAAGAAGAAGCUGGAGGACGAUUGCUACUAUAUCAACAGGAGGAAGCGGUUGGUGAAACUUCCGUGCCAGACCAACAUCAUAACUAUUUUGGAGUCCUACGUGAAACAUUUUGCUAUCAAUGCAGCCUUUUCGGCCAAUGAAAGACCUCGUCACCAUCACGUUAUACCCCACGCUAGCAUGAAUGUGCAUUACAUCCCAGCAGAAAAGAAUGUGGACCUGUGUAAGGAGAUGGUUGAUGGACUAAGAAUCACCUUUGAUUACACUCUCCCAUUGGUUUUGCUCUAUCCGUAUGAACAAGCUCAGUAUAAGAAGGUGACUUCAUCCAAAUUUUUCCUUCCAAUUAAGGAAAAUGCCACCAGCACCAACAGGAGCCAGGAGGAGCUCUCUCCGAGCCCGCCCUUGUUAAACCCAUCCACUCCACAGUCCACCGAGAGUCAGCCCGCCACGGGUGAAACAGCCACCCCCAAAAGGCGCAAAGCUGAGCCAGAAGCCUUGCAGUCUCUGAGGCGCUCCACACGCCAUAGCUCCAACUGGGACAGGCUGUCCGAAAGUAGCGUGUCGCCUCAGCUGAAGCGCCGGCCUCAGGACACAUCUGCCACCAUGCCCAAGCUGUUCCUGCAUCUGGAAAAGAAGACGCCUGUGCACAGCGGAUCAUCAUCCCCUGUUCCCGUGACUCCUAGCAAGGAAGCAAGUGCUGCAUUCGCUGGCUUUGAAGGGAGACGGAACAAUGAAAUCAAUGAGGUAAUGAGCUCGGCUCCGACAUUGGUCCUGUUUUUAGCAGAAUACCAUGAUGACUUCUUCCCAGAGUCGGCUUACGUGGCUGCCUGUGAGGCACAUUACAACACCAAGAACCCCCGGGCCAUGUAUUAA
This is a messenger RNA of Orycteropus afer afer, 1374 nucleotides long. It is a transcript of the gene MSL3, whose product is annotated as MSL complex subunit 3. The transcript is spliced from 11 exons. The annotation marks the transcript as partial. Gene Ontology annotation, biological process: chromatin organization; regulation of DNA-templated transcription. Lineage: Eukaryota; Metazoa; Chordata; Mammalia; Tubulidentata; Orycteropodidae. Gene Ontology annotation, cellular component: nucleus; MSL complex; NuA4 histone acetyltransferase complex. The record is from RefSeq and is a predicted model, not a curated record.